CCGGAAGGUAUGCGGGGUUCGUUAUGGAAUACAUGCAGAUCUUAUUCGACCAGCACCAUCUCGGUCUAAAGCGUUGCCACUAACAAUCCCAUCGUUGACCCCACUUGGAUUGAACACCAGAGGGCCUGCAUUACCGCCUGCAUAUGAGUCCUCUGUAGCAUGCAUUGGCUUCUACAUGAGCGCCGCUCUGCAACGUGACCGGCUUGCUUCUUAUUCAUCUGUCUACUAAGCUCGCCAACGCGCACUACAGGCGGUCGAAUUAUGGACGCCCUUCCUCUCGCUCGUGUCUUUGAUACAUGGAUUCGAUUGUGCCCUGCUUUGGGACUCGGUCAAAAAGGAACGACUGCCGAGGACUCCUUUGCACACGCGAAAGCCUCGCCCAGAUUGCGCGGGCUCAGACUGUCUCAAGCACGAAGAACAUAAUGACGACUCCAACCUUCUCUGCGACUGGUGCAACGGUCACCAUUGCGUCUCCGACCACGACGGUCACCGUGAACGCGGGUUCAACUACAACCACGAUCACAGUUGCGCCCGCUACAAACGAUGGAGCGACGCGGAUACAACGUCCCGUGUCCCCGCCGUCGGCGUCUGGCGCUGGCUGGUACAAACGUCUUCGCCGCCUCCGACGGCUUAUUCCCAAUCGUCGCUCCCUCGACCACUUGAAGUCGCAGAAUGUCGCUGGUAACAACCUAUCAGCCGCUCUUCCGGCAGUCGCUAAUUAUGCGCCAGAGCCGCAGCCUACGCCGAAGCUUAGGCCGGCGCCGGCGCCGCUGCCUCAGCCUGCGUUGCAGCACCCUCCUGUGCCGGAGCGCACGUCUUUUCCGAAGUCGACCCCCGCCCCGCCACCUUCUGACACUUCAUCCAACAAGACAGCGGGCUACCCCACGCUCAGUGUACCUACGUCGAUCUCUGGGAAGAGUCCCGAUCUAUCCACGCACGUCUACUCGACGGCGCAGGUGCAGCCGUCGAUCAUCGCAUCACCUUUACCGCCUGACGCGCUUAUGGUCGAACUCUGGGACGAAGCGAUUGCGCAUUACGAAGGGCAGACUGGGCACAGUCUUUCGGAUACCGGAUCGCUCAACUCGAAGGAAGCGAUCACAGCGUACAUCGAUGAACAUGCGCCACAGACCGGCGUCAAGGAUGCAGCCGUGAAUCUUCUGCCCAUCGCGAGAAUCGUUGGGAGUCUCUGCGACCCGAUUGGCAACCUUGUAUCGACGGCGUUUCCUGGUGCGGGCGUCGUCUUCUCGGCAAUUGGUAUACUAGUAAAGGCAACAAUAUCCGUCCACGACGAACUAGAGGCGGCUUGUUUGGCAUUCAAAACGAUCGACCUGGAUUUGCGUAUCAUCAAGCCCAUUCCCGCCGCCGAGAUGGACGACACCCUCCGCAAGGUCUCCGUCGAGAUUCUCGCACAGGUUCUCGCUGUCCUCGCACUCAUUACGAAGCUGCGGAAGGAAGCGAAGAUCAAGAUGUGGUUGCGAAAAUUGUAUGAUCCGGACAGCGAGGUGUCUGGCGCGAUGGAGAACCUUCGCGGCCUUACCAAUAUGCACCACCAUAGUAUGGCAGCGCUGACACAUGGUACGACCAGCAAACUGUUGGUCAUGCUUAAGGAUGCGAUCGCCGACGCAGCUCAGGAGCGUGACCAUAUACGCAUGUACCUUGAGUGCAUCACAAAGGUCGCCCAAGAGAUCUACGGUAUGGUCGGAGACAACCGGGGAUUGCUGGAGAGCAUACAAGACGCGCUGCUGCAGCAUAUGACUGUCGUGACUCGUUCAAUCGACCGAUUCGCGAGCGGGGACGUCGACGUCGUCAUAAAGUGGCUCAAUUACCCGAAUUCGUCGAGUAAGCUGAACGCGCUCCUCGGGAAUCGCCAUCCGACGACUGGCUCCUGGUUCUUGGAUGGUCCCAAAUUCGCCGCUCUCAAGGCGGGGUCGUGCAAGUCUCUUCUUGUCCACGGAAAGGCUUUCUGCGGGAAGAGUACACUGAUGGCUGCUGCUAAUCGCGACUUGAGGGCGAGCUGCUUGUGCACCGGUGUGGACGCUGUUGUGCUCGUCCAUCUUUUCGACGUCGUCAACGUGAUGCAACAAGAACGAAAUCUGGCCUCUCUUCUCUCGUCGCUGCUCUGCCAACUCGCUCUCGCGAAUCAGGAUGCCCUCAAGGAAUUGUUGCGAUUCCGGUCAGCCCAUGCGAAAGGUUAUUCGCAGGCCCCUGUCGACAGCAUGCGCUCUUACUUUCGUACGAUCUUGGGGAAAAUCAUGCCGAAGACGCGGGUAUACAUCGUCGUCGACGGCGUGGACCAGGCAGCGUCAGACGUUAUCUCCUUCAUCGAAGAGCUAUGCGCCAUUCCGAACGUCUCUCUCUUAAUCUCCUUGCGCUCGCAAACCCCAAUCCACAGAACGCUGGAACAUCUGUUCCCUUCUCCUGCCCAGAUCAUCAUGAGCAGCAGCCAAGUGAGCCGUGAUAUCGAGACGUUGCUGAACUCCAAAUUCGCUGCCGGGGGCGCGCUUGCCAGUGCGAGUGGAGACGAUGAACAGCAGAUAAGGAAGGAAGUGUUGUCCAAGGCUGAUGGAAAUUUCCUGUGGACAGUGCUGUUUCUACGAGAUCUGGAGAGCGUUGUCGAUGUCCCGAGCCUGCUAUCCGGGCGGAUCAAGGCAGUCCCGGAGACGGUUGACCAACUCUAUACGGAGCGUCUUGAAUCCUUCCCAUCCGUCGACCGCGAAAAUGUCCGCCGUCUCCUGAUGUGGGUGGUCCUCUCAUACAGCGACUUCUCCACGGAAGAAUUCGCGCGGCUGUUAUGCUUCGACUACUCUGGCGCGAGGCCGGAGUAUCGCUUCAAACCCAACUCUCCGGAGACGGCAGUGACUCUCGUCGGUUCGACGCUCAUGAUGAUCCCUUCCACAUCGAACCUGACCAGUCCUACUACGUGAUGGCGCUCGCAGCUCUCACGUAUGUGAGGGCAGAAGCUCCCGACCUCAAAAGUGC
Messenger RNA from Schizophyllum commune H4-8, 2979 nucleotides. RefSeq lists its product as uncharacterized. Bases 297 to 2924 code for a protein of 875 amino acids. The record is from RefSeq and is a predicted model, not a curated record. Lineage: Eukaryota; Fungi; Basidiomycota; Agaricomycetes; Agaricales; Schizophyllaceae. The transcript has 13 exons.